AAUGCGGUGGAGAUGUGAGGGACGGCGUUUCGGGUAUCCAUGGAAGUGGGAUACAGCUGUAUUCUGGGAGAUAACGAAAAGAUAUUAAUUGGGUAGGCGGAGUCGCGUCGGAGUUAACAUGGUGGCAGCCAAUAGAGAGGAACAUUUGCACCUGGCUGUUGGCCCAGCCACCAAUCCCGGGGCUGGCCCAACAUGGCCAUCCAGGCGGUAAGGCUCCAUGUGUUGUUCAUGUAGUCAACAUCGUGUAAGUGUCAACAUUACUAUCAAGGCUUCCUGUUCGCCUUCCCUGCGUGCUCAUGGGAACUCCUGCGAGCGUAGUACCUCGUGUGAGCGAACUACGGCGCCGUGUUGGUGUGAAAUAUUGACUGCUGGAGAGAUAGAGCGAGGCAUAGCGCCGGGGAUGGUAGCGCUGGGGACGGAGUAGCGCAGUGACGAUGCUCUACUGCUGCAGCUGCUGCUGCUGCGCCGCCGCCGCUGCUGCUGCUGCUCUGGCGGCUGGCGAUUGUCAUGAUUCCCACGCCGUCUACCGUCAUUCACACGCCUACACGCCCCAAGUUGGGCUUUUCUAUUGACAGCAUCGUCGGGCGUGGAAGGGUAGAACCCAGGGAGUCACCGCCCCCCUCGCCAGGCUCCCCCAGAGGGAGCCCACGCCCCAGGAGCCCCCUGGCGCCUCUCCACGACCUGCACAAGACGCAGGUACGCAUACCGGAGCCCAUACACCCGCUGGUACCCACGUCAGUGCCCACGUCGCUAGCCCACCACCCGGGUGCCAUCCCGCCCCUGCAGGCCUUACCAGGCCUGCACAUGCCACAAGCCCUACACCUAGCAGCCCUGCUGCCCCCCGGGGCUGCCCAUGGCAUGCACCAUAGUGUGCCCCCGGUGUUACUGGGCCAGAUGCCCCAUCUGGGCACCCCAUUACCACCGGCGCCCGGACCCAGGGAGUUCCCGCUGUACCCUUGGCUUCUCUCACGACAUACGAGGCUCUUCGGCCACAGGUUUCCAGGUCCUGACUUCCCCACGUUCCUGUUGCCGUUCCGUAAGCCUAAGAGGAUCAGGACGGCGUUCAGCCCGAGUCAACUGCUGAAGUUGGAGCAAGCUUUUGAGAAGAACCAGUACGUUGUGGGCGCUGAGAGGAAGCAACUAGCGCAGUCUCUCAACCUCUCAGAAACACAGGUGAAGGUGUGGUUUCAGAACCGGAGGACGAAGCACAAGAGAGUGCAGCAAGAGGAGGAGCAGCAAUCUGGCGGAGGUCAGAAGAAGAGCAACCCCAGCAACAGCGCUGAUGGUGGCAAGGGCGAGUCUGGCAAGACCGACGAUAAGGACGACCUCUCCAUGAUCGAGUACGACGAGGACGACGUUAUGAGCGACGAUGACUGUGAUCUUCGAGGCCAGGACGGCAGUGCGCAAUCCUAGAAACCGCAAGAGCUGCACGGAGGCGUGUGUACGUGUGCGUGUGUGUGCGUGGGAGGGAGGGGCAGUGUUGAUGUCCGUGGGCACGUCGUCAGUGACCAAUCUCGGUGCUUUGGAAACGGACCAGAGAAUCCGAAUUGAAGAGAAAACUAAGCUGAGGGGCGAAUGUGUUUCCAUGAUGCUGGACAUAAGUGUACGCAUUACAACAUGGUCUGGAAGAGCCACAUGUGAAGAAUCAGACACAUGUGCAACAACCGGGUAUCUUUAUUUGUAGACGUUUCGCCAUCCAGUGGCUUUAUCAAUACAAUACAAGGACAUAAUAUGUAGGAUGUAGAACUAUGCAAAACAUGAGGUAAUCAAUCCCUCAUCACCGUAGUCUUGAGGACUACAGUGCUGUUCACCAACUCUAAGACCGAGAGACUGAUUACCUCAUCUUUUGUAAAUAGUUCUACAUUCUUCACAUGAUGCCCUUGUAUUGUAUGGAUAAAGCCACUGGAUGGCGAUACAGAUACAAAUGAAGAUACCCAGAUGUUGCACACGUGUUUAAUUCGUCACCUUGUGGGCAUUUAUAUACAAAACCCACAGUACCCCGAGAGAGGGACAUCGUGCCAUUGAGCGUGUGCUGAACGAGGUGGGAACGAGAGAGAACGUCGAGUGGUGAACGUAAUCUAGUGCUCUGGAACAUUGGUGAAGGACGCUAGUCUCAACACAAUUCUUGUCAUCGCGAAGGAGGGGGAGGAGUCAGAUUAUUGUAAAAAGCCUCUGCAAUAAAAUAUAUAUAUAUA
This is a messenger RNA of Cherax quadricarinatus, 2195 nucleotides long. RefSeq names its product homeotic protein empty spiracles. The record is from RefSeq and is a predicted model, not a curated record. Gene Ontology annotation, cellular component: nucleus. Gene Ontology annotation, biological process: central nervous system development; regulation of transcription by RNA polymerase II; neuron differentiation. Gene Ontology annotation, molecular function: RNA polymerase II cis-regulatory region sequence-specific DNA binding; DNA-binding transcription factor activity, RNA polymerase II-specific. NCBI's taxonomy places the organism in Eukaryota, Metazoa, Arthropoda, Malacostraca, Decapoda, Parastacidae.